AUUCUGAAAGUAUUACACAAUAUACCAGUGGUUCCCAACCGGUGGUCCAUGGACCCCUGGGGGUCCAUAAGAACUUUUUAAGCGGACCACAAGAUAAACGUAAAUUCUAAAUAUUUUUUGGUAGUGAAACUUAAUUUUGAUUAUUUUUUUCUGUUGAAAGAAACAAAUUAAAUUUUAAAUUAAAAAUGUAAUUUAUGCGAGAAAGCUGUUACACAAAAUUUGCGUUAACUAAUUCGACGAGGACUUGCGGACCUCUACGAAGUAAUAAAUGCUAUAUAAUAUCAUUUUUUAUCCGUAAAUUUAAAAUGUUAAAAUCUUAUCUCAUGGUAAAGAUAACCUUACUGAUUUGUUUGAAAGAACAUGUCUAAAAGUAAAAAAAGGUCAUACUUAGAUGAAUACAUGAGAUAUGGAUUUACCUACAUGCUUAAAGAAACCAUUAGCUACCCACAGUGUGUUAUUUGUUAUAAAGUACUAGGAAAUGACUCUAUGAAACCUUCAAAGCUUGCUAUUCACUUGAAUAAGUGCCAUCCUGAUCUCCAAACAAAAGAUACUGAUUUUUUCAAAAGAAAAUUUGAAUCACUGAAGAGAUGCAAAUUGGAUAAAACUGGGAUUAUUUACCAAACUCAACAGAAUAUAGUAGAAGCAUUCUAUAAGGUUUCAUUUAUAAUAGCACAGAACAAAAAAGCUCACACAUUGGCUGAAGAAGUUAUACUUCCAUGUACAAAAGAAAUCGUUAGAUUAUUAUUUGGAGAAGAAGCUGCAAAGAAGGUAGAUAAUAUAUCUUUAUCAAAUACUACAGUCAAACGAAGGCUAACGGAUAUUUCAUCAAACAUUAAAGAAAAUGUUAUUAAUGAAAUUAAAGAAUCCCCAUAUUUUUCUAUUCAGUUGGAUGAGUCCACAGAUGUAAGUUCAAUGGCACAACUAAUUGUAUAUUGUAGGUAUAUUCACAAUAACAAAUUUAAAGAAGAAUUUUUGUUUUCUUCUUGCCUUGAAACAACAACAAAAGCAGCUAAUAUUAUGGAAAUUUUAAAACAGUUUUUCAAUGACAAUCAAUUACAAUGGAAAUAUUUGUUUGAAAUUACUACUGAUGGAGCUCCUGCCAUGAUGGGUUGUAAGUCUGGAUUACAGACUAGGGUGAAAGAGAUUGCUCCAAAUGUAGUUGGUGUACACUGUUUUAUUCAUAGACAGGCUUUGGCAACCAAAACUUUACCAGGUAGUUUGAAAACUAUAUUUAAUCAAUUAGUCAAGUUGGUCAAUUAUAUAAAAUCUUCUGCUCUUAACACUCGCCUUUUUACAAAAUUUUGCUCUGACCUAAAUGCUGAAUACAAUAAGUUAUUGUUUUAUACUUCUGUGCGAUAGCUAUCU
Molecule: messenger RNA, 1365 nt
Organism: Hydra vulgaris (swiftwater hydra)
Lineage: Eukaryota; Metazoa; Cnidaria; Hydrozoa; Anthoathecata; Hydridae
Product: zinc finger BED domain-containing protein 5
Source: RefSeq, a predicted model, not a curated record